Messenger RNA from Pseudophryne corroboree (corroboree frog), 3407 nucleotides. Its product is annotated as cyclic nucleotide-binding domain-containing protein 2-like. The record is from RefSeq and is a predicted model, not a curated record. The transcript has 18 exons. Bases 308 to 1867 code for a protein of 519 amino acids. NCBI's taxonomy places the organism in Eukaryota, Metazoa, Chordata, Amphibia, Anura, Myobatrachidae.
UCUGACAGUCCCAGAUCUCGGUCAUGAAAAGGGGGCGGAGCUACAUGAAACGGAUGGGGCAGGGUUGGUUCUAUAUCGGAAAAGGUCCCUUAGCCCACUUGAUUCUAGCAUCUACCGAUGGGGCAGAGCUACACGGGAACAGGCUGCUACAGCUCUGGCCAGCCUGUGAUAGCGCUUUCCCUGUAAGAUAAAGGAGCACCACCCCCCAGAAUCCCUCCGCCAGUUCCCCCACCUCCACAGGACAAACACCUUUGGGUCGUUACUGAGAAUCCAUAGUGGAGCCACAGCUGCUAUCCAGGAUUAUUUAAUGGUAACAACAGUCACUGUCACUGGAACGUUUAAACACACAGAACUGUUAAAGGAAUAUUUAAAACAGAUGUUCACCCAUGACGAGGCUCCGUGGAAAAUAUCACUGUACGAGCGCCGCUGCUGCCAGUUUAUGAGGUUGAAUCACGCCACUGUGUACAUAUUCCUCCGGUUGAAUCACGCCACUGUGUACAUAUUCCUCCGCUCUCCACUGAAUGAACCCAAGCUUGACCCUCACUCCAAGGAGAAACGCGUUGUCGAUAAUGAUGACGAAGGUGAUGAUGGUGAUGAUGAAGAGGAAACGCAGCUGGCAGUAAAUAUGAAAUCAUUUUUGCAGCCCAAUCUGCCAGAAGUGGGUGAUACCAUGGAGCAGCCUGACAAUGGCAUACCACUCAUGACAAAGAAGUAUAUCAAUAAGUUCCGUACAGCUGUUCUCGUCGUGCAAGUUAUUCGCAACCUCAUCAAAAUUUAUAGAGACUACGCAGCCUCAAGAACUGAGCCCAUUUCCUUCAGCGAGUACCUCGGAUUUGAGACGGAGACGGAAAACCUUCUGUUUGACCGCUCCCUCUUCAAGGCUAAAAUGGAGAUGGUUCUCAGUUCUGAAGCAAAACAAAUACUAACCAGUCCCCCAGAUAAGAGGACAGCAGAAGAGACAAAGGUGGCCAUGCUGUCUCUGAGGAUGACCGUGUCUUCUUUCGCUGGAUAUCCAGUUUAUAUACAGGAGAAAAUAGCCAAAGUUGGCUGGUAUGAAUGUUUCGGGCCUGGACGAGUAAUCAUAAGACAGGGUCACAUUGCCCAGAACUUCUACCUGAUACUCUCGGGCACCGCCGUAGUGACCAAAGUGUCUCGCAAUGAAACUACGGGGGAGCAUUUCUCCAAGACGGUGGCCUUCCUGAAGAGAGGGAAAUACUUUGGGGAUGUGGCUAUUUUGACUGACGCCAAGAGGAACGCCACUGUCGUGUGCCAUGACACCGUUUCCUUGCUUGCCAUCUCUAGACAGGAUUUUUUGACCAUAUUUUUGAACAGCGAAUCCCAAGAAGGAUCUGACUAUAUACGGUUGUUGCAUAAUAUUGAACUACUCAAUGGGUGGCCUAUUCACAAGCUUCCUUACAACAACCCUAGAAUCUGUGUCCACACGUUCUACAGGCCUGGGACGGUUAUCACAAAGGACUCAAGGGCAUCUACAAAAAUCUAUGUGAUCAAAAGUGGGUCUAUCCGUGUAUUAAAAUCUAUGACAACUCCGAAGACGCGCCCACUUAAGAGUCCCCAUCGUCUGCAGAGUAAAGAGGGGAUGAAGGAGGAAUCCAGAGCUAGAGUACCUGCACAGGGACUGGUUUACACCAUCUUCGAAGACACACUGGGCAUGGUAUUGGUUUCAGAUGGCGCGGAGUGCAUUGUCAUAUCAAAAGAAUUCUUUAAAAAACAGAUGGAUGACGAAUACCUCCAUAAAUUAUCCAGACAUAUUCAGCCAUACCCAACCAAAGAGAUACUGCAGCAGAAAACGCAAGAUUAUAUCAGAUGGCAAGCAUACAAGUCACAUCUUAUCAGAAAGCAUCUCUGACUCUACGAUGGUACAAGCAAUUGUUAUACAUAGAAGGACAUGCUUAAAUGAGAUGUCAAAUAAUUUAUAUUCAAAGCCCAUCUCCAAUUCAUGAUAGGAUGAACUGUUACCUUACGGACGGAAUGGGAUUUUAUAUUUUAGACUCACUUGUUCAUUCAGUUGCACCUUACAGCAUGUACAGUAGAUAAAAGACAAUUUAAAAAACAAACUGUAAAUUUAUAUAUAAUUUCUUUGCCAAUAGAUAGAUAGAUAGAUAGAUAGAUACAAUAUAUGUGAAAUAUGCAUCUACAGUAUCUUUAUAUUUCAUAGCAUGGGGUGUGUUCUUCCUGAUAGUACAUGAGUACUACUUUUAUUUACUAAGAAAAUAUUUUAGCUUUUUUUAAUUACUUUUUAACUAUUUUGCAUUUUAAGAAACUAACAUUUUGUUAAAGUAGUUACUUUAAAUGAGAGAGGGUAGAGCUGUCAGCUGUAUCCAGAUUCGGUGACAGGAGGCUUGUAUAUUGGCGAGCCAGGCAGUGUAAGGCCGGUGCUAGGUCUUCUGAUGCUCAACAAUUUGGAACCAGUUUAAAAGUAAUUUGAGUUUUCAUUGGUCUGAAGACCCCUGACAUGUUCGUGGCACAGUGGUGGUAUAGAUCUGGAUUUAAAGUUGUAGGGCAAAAUGUGAAAUUCACAAUCAGAGGUAGCCACUAUACGUUCAAGAUUUGUCAUUCAUGGUAGAGGCUUGUCAUUUCUUUUGGUGGUUCGUGGAAAAAUUAGUGUUAAUUUUUUUUAAUUUUUACUGGUUUUGUAAUAAUAACUGCAAACAUCACUGUGAUCACAGUUUGAAGUCGGUCACUUAUGUUCAAGCCAUCAGUUCAAGUCUGAACAUGUUCUAGCCACAUACAUAAACGGUUGGAUCGUGUGUGCGCCGGCUCAGACAUGCAUAUUGGAUAGAGCACGUGCAAACAGGUUUAAAUUUAGUCCUGCAUUGCAACAUCUGGUCAACGUGCUCAAUUUUUUUUAAUCUAUUAAAAAAUAAAAAAAAAUUUUGGCAUAUUUUUGGAAUUUUGUGAUAUGUCAAUCCAAUUUGAGAAUUGUUCUUUUGAAGCAUUGCUUGUCUUCUGUGAUUAAUAUAAUGUCUAGCUGGGGUCAAUACAAUUGAAAAUUUGGCAAUGGAGUUGAUAAACUAUAAAUAUAGUUCAAACAUUGUGACUUAGAUGAUGUAACUCCUUGCAUGGCCGUUGUAGCAAAAUGUAUUAUUUUCUUUUAUGACUUGUGAUGUUAAAGGUUGACAAUGAUAAGUAUACCGUGUCUUUCACAGCUAUUUAUACAAACAUUACGCCACACCAUCAUAUACUGUACUUGUUUGUUUACGAGAAGACAGAAAAAAACAAGUUAUAACUCUUUGCAAACCAUCCUAUUAUCGAAGAGUGAAUAUUAUUUAUUUAUUUUUCAAGAUAUAUUGGCAAGUUGUCUUUUAAACUGUUGACCCUAUUCGUCAUGACAGUGUUUUUGUAAAGUUCUCUAUCCAAAAAGUUUUUUCUAACGGUGAAUAAAUAAA